GUCACAGAGAUCAAAGACCUAUCGGUCAUUCUAUUGGCUAGAUUUACUCGACGUCAGACGAGUCGUCGAACAGAGCAAGGACCGAGUUGUCAGUUGUUGAUAUGAAGUCUUUUGUGUAUUUUCUAAGUAAGGAAUAUGUUGAUAUUUUUUGGUCGUUAAAUAUAGAUAGUAGAAGGAUGUUUAAAUAUAUAAAAAACAAUACAUUGCUGAUAUAUAAAACUAGCAUACAUUAAACUCGUUCGAUGUCUUCUUCUCUCCCAAGAACGUUGAAAUUGAAAUGCCAAACAAACAACAAGCAUCUAUGCCUCUUUCCAGAACAAGAUCUCUAUUCACUAGUAUCAAUGGGACACCAAAUUCUACUAACAGUGAAUCUUUUCUACCUAAAAUAUCAGAAGAUAAGGCUAAAAUGUUAUCUAUGAAAACAAAUACUAUUGGAAGCACCAAAGCAAGUAAUACUCAAUAUCAAUCUGUUGGAGAAAGUCAAUCAAUACCUCAAUAUUUAACUGUGAGACAUAAUGAAGUAACCAGAACGACAGUUCCUCAGUUACCAGAUGUCCGUCCUGCUACUAGCAUAGAGAAUUUGUCGACAUCCAGUAGUAAAAGUAAUUUGUCGAAAUCCAAACCGUUAGUUGCUACUCCCGAACAAGUGAUGAAGUUAUAUAUGCACAAAUUAACACCUUACGAACAUCACGAAAUAUUUAAUUAUCCGCAAAUUUAUUUCAUUGGUGCCAAUGCAAAAAAACGACAGGGAGUUAUAGGAGCACUAAACAACUGUGGUUAUGACGACGAUCAGGGAUCGUAUCAACACGUUCCACACGAUCAUAUAGCUUAUCGUUACGAAAUGCUAAAAAUUAUUGGGAAGGGUAGUUUCGGACAAGUAGUGAAAGCUUAUGAUCAUAAAAGUCAUCAGCAUGUUGCUCUGAAAAUGGUACGAAAUGAAAAGAGAUUUCAUCGACAAGCUCAGGAAGAAAUACGCAUUUUAGAUCACUUAAGAAAACAAGACAAAGAUAAUACAAUGAAUAUCAUUCAUAUGUAUGAUCAUUUUAUAUUCAGAAAUCAUAUAUGCAUUACUUUUGAACUUUUGAGCAUUAAUUUAUAUGAACUUAUAAAAAAGAAUAAAUUUCAAGGAUUUAGUUUACAAUUAGUUAGGAAGUUUGCACAUUCAUUGCUCCAAUGUCUUGAAGCAUUACAUAGAAAUAAAAUAAUUCACUGUGAUUUAAAACCAGAAAAUGUGCUAUUGAAACAACAAGGAAGAAGCAGUAUAAAGGUAAUAGAUUUUGGUUCGAGUUGUUUUGAGCAUCAGCGUGUAUAUACAUAUAUACAGUCCAGAUUUUAUCGUGCUCCGGAAGUAAUUUUAGGUAGUAAGUAUGGUAUGCCAAUUGAUAUGUGGAGCUUAGGAUGUAUACUUGCAGAAUUACUGACUGGAUGUCCAUUAUUUCCUGGUGAAGAUGAAGCAGAUCAGUUAUCAUGUAUGAUGGAAUUGUUAGGUAUGCCCCCACAAAAAUUGUUAGAUCAAUCAAAAAAUACUAAAAAUUUUAUUAGUUCAAAAGGUUAUCCUCGUUACUGUACAGUAACAGCACAACCAAACGGUACUGUGGUAUUAAAUGGUGGAAGAUCACGAAGGGGUAAAGUCAGAGGUCCACCAGGAAGUAAAGAUUGGGUGACAGCAUUAAAAGGAUGUGAUGAUCUCUUAUUUAUAGAUUUUUUAAAGGGUUGUCUUACUUGGGAUCCAUCUAUUAGGAUGAUACCAAGUUCUGCUCUUCGUCAUUCUUGGUUACGCAGAAGAUUACCCAGACCACCUCACAGCACUAGUAGCACUGCCAACUGUGAUGCAUCUAAUCAGGUAGUCAGUAAUGUUUCAGAUAGUAGCAUCAGUGUUGGACCAGUCUGUACAAGUAUGGUAACCACUAGUAGUACAGUUAAAACUUUCACACUUCCAACAAGGAACAUUGACGAUAUGUCAGAUAGUAGUCACUUGCAUUCCAAUAUGCCAAACACUUGAUGAUGAUAGUUUAUAGAACAAAAUUUCAUCUAAUGUUAAGUAGUUGGAAAGUGUUACUAUCAUAGUUGAUAACAUGAUCAUAAUGCAAUUUUUUCAAAAUUCUGCACAAAUGUUUCAUAAGUAAUCUUGUAUAGUCAAUUGGUAAUUUUCUUUAAGUGCUUCCAGCCAGAUAUAUUUUAGGUUUUUUUUAAAUGAAUUUUUUAUUAAGUAUACAUAUUCUAUAUUUUAUUUUUAAGUUAUGAAUUAUAUUGAUAUACUCAAAUGUAAUUCUUAAAGACAUGGAUGCAUUUUAAAUGUAUUCUUAUUUAUUUACAAAAAAAAAGAUAUUGCAAACUUCAAAAUAUGCAUGUAAAUACAAUUGUUGAAAAAUAUUCAUGAUUUUAUAAUGAACAUUAUUGCUUGCAAUAUUGCUGUUUUACAAGUGUUU
Centruroides sculpturatus (bark scorpion) is the source of this 2429-nucleotide messenger RNA. Its product is annotated as dual specificity tyrosine-phosphorylation-regulated kinase 2-like. The record is from RefSeq and is a predicted model, not a curated record. The transcript has a single exon. NCBI's taxonomy places the organism in Eukaryota, Metazoa, Arthropoda, Arachnida, Scorpiones, Buthidae. Gene Ontology annotation, cellular component: nucleus. Gene Ontology annotation, molecular function: protein serine/threonine kinase activity; ATP binding; protein serine/threonine/tyrosine kinase activity. Gene Ontology annotation, biological process: peptidyl-serine phosphorylation; peptidyl-threonine phosphorylation. Bases 278 to 2002 code for a protein of 574 amino acids.